Molecule: messenger RNA, 4683 nt
Organism: Gamsiella multidivaricata
Lineage: Eukaryota; Fungi; Mortierellomycota; Mortierellomycetes; Mortierellales; Mortierellaceae
Exons: 2
Coding region: 1-4683 (1560 amino acids)
Molecular function (GO): protein binding
Source: RefSeq, a predicted model, not a curated record
AUGCGCACAGCGGAUCUCAUCAACCUUUUGCGGAGUCAGGACAGGUCCAAGUCCUCCACCAAGGUCUGUCUCACCUCACUCGAGCCUGCCAGACGACUUCACCUCCUUGGCGAGCUCUCCAACUGGCUUCUAGUCGAGCUGCAAAAAUACCACGAUCGACAAGCAGGUCCCGCAGCCCUUGAAACUUUACAGCAAGGAUCCAUCCGCAGCCAGAUCAGACAUACCUUGCUUGCUAUCCAAGUUGUUCUCGACACUUCAGACAACAUUAACGGCAGUGGCGAUGGUCGAAAUCAAAACAGCAACGUCACAAACGGCGGAUCGUCUGAUGCCCUGAUUGCUACAAUAUCGCACUCAACAUCACCUCCAGAUCCACAGUCGACGUCUGCCAAGGCAGCUCUGCUGCUCGACGACAAGCACAAGGAAAAGAUUCUCGAGUCGCUUUUGAGACCCAUCCUGAUCGGAAUCGCGCCAUUGGGCCCCCGAGUCGACUCGACAGAUGUUCAGCUUCUAUGUGCAAAGAUCCUCUGCCACUGCACCAACCCGCUCACCAAGGACGCGCCAUUUCCCCCAGAAACACUCUUUCGAAAGAUGAUGACACUGUGUUUGGCGACAACACAGGGGCAGCAGCCUACGAAGUUGGAUCAAGAUCGAAGUAAGACGCCUUUGAUGGUAGAUGCAACACAAGGAUUGGCAGCAUUGCUAAAUUCGCCGUUGAUCAAACUGCAGGAAUAUGGUCUCCGGAUAUUGACCUCGCAUCGAUUUCUGGCGCAAAUGAAUCAGGCCUGGGAACUGCUGGCGUCAUUACAACCUGUUUUGAAGGCACUUGGGAACAAUCUGCGGCUGUUGACGGGCGAAAAAUCAUUGGACCUAUCUGAUCAGGGUUCGGAUACCUCGGACGCCAACAAUCAGCAUUCAGGAGAGGGAGGACACCAUGGUGGUACAAACGGAGGUCUGACAAGAGGACUGAGCAAGGAUCUAGAGGUAGCGAUAGGGACGCGUUCAAAGGCAUUGACACUGCUGCAGUGGUUCCUGCAGGAAGCUGGGAAGCCGCCUCCUGCAUCGUCUAUACCGUCGUCCUCGUCGGCCAAACUGAGCAAGUUGAAAGAGGCGACCGACAUGAGUCUGUUGGUGGAUCUUUGGGGGUCGGUUCAGCAUAUUGUGUUGUUUGGUCGGGUGCUGGUCCCGGCGGGCGAACGAUUGGUGCUAGUCAUCAGUGCCUGUAUAUACUGGUGGUGCUGGAUCUUUCAACACGAUGCGAUGGCGUACAUGAUGAACACGGCUCCGGACACCUUGAUGGCCUGGUAUGGAUACUACAUCAUUCCACGCGACCGCAUGCCGGCACCGGUAUCAUCCUCGACAUUUUCACUACAGCCCUCUAUGUCUUCGAAGAGCGACUCGGACAGGAUCACGGACAACAUCAGGCAACAGAGCUAUAUCCUGGAGUAUCUUUCCAAACUAAUUCAGAAUAUAGUCACGCCAAAGAAAUAUCACGCCACGCUCUUUGUUGGGAAUCCACCUAUCGGGGUCGUGAUCAUGCGCCGGACGAUUGAAUUCUUGGAAGGGAUAUUGGAAUCGACUUUGCCAUUGACAGACCAGGGCUCGAACCUGGAUCAAGCAGCUUCACCGCCAUUCACGCACGAUGAUGAUCCCCUGCUUGUGCGCAAACGACCGGCCUCGUACUCUAUUCGGAUUAUCCAGGAACGGCCGGGUGUCUUGGAGGCAAUGCUGAGGAUCAUGGUCGCAUGCUCUGGUGGCUCCCGAGAAGGUGACAGUCUAGUGCUGAACAGUCGAUUGUUGGAUGUCCUAGUGCUCUUACUGUCAGACAUUCAAGGACUCUUUGCGAUACAGCACUUGGCCGAGACAACCGCGCGAAAGAUACGCCAUCUCGCACUCAACCUUCUGCAAUGGAUCUUGAACCGCGACUCGCCAUUACCAGCACUGGAGGAUGUAACAAUGGACCACUGGACACUAGGAUAUACAGCGCUCGUGGACUCGAUCAUGAUCCCUCUGGAACAGCAAUUCGACGCGGGAUCGACGAGCGAGCAUCAAUAUUCAGAAAAGACGUUGGACGAUGACAUGGGAGUAAAGGCGCUAAAGGUCUUCAGGUUGUUCUGGAAGCACCAUAUCAGGGGACAUUCUCUACUAUCGGAUCUCCUGGGACCGCGAUUGCACCAACUCAGGAUGAUACCUAUCCUUCUUCUCAAUUCAACCAUGGACGUAACUGGCCGCAGGAGCUCAAAUGCAAAGUGGGUGAAGGAACGGAUCUUGCUAUUACUGGAUUCGGUGGUGUAUUUCGGAACCGAGUCCAGCGUACGGAUCAACAUGCGAGAGCGGUGGCCAUCGAUGCCCUUCUUGGUGGCUAUUCUCGGCGCCAGCUUGAAGAGUCUGGAGUCGAAUAAAUACAGUGCCAGCGAUACGUUGAGCCUGAUGGUGGCACAAAAGUGCUUUGCCGCACUUCACAACUUUUGGUAUGAUCGCCUCGGCCUGGUGCAAGCAAUUGAGCUAAAUGUCUCUCUGAGUGAGGUCGGCCUUUGGAAUUCGUUGAUGCCUUCUGCCGUCGCUUCCGGAUCCCAUUCGAACCUGUCGACACCCUCAAUCGUUCCGCUGCUGCUUGUCAUCCUUGCUCCACCAGAAACGGAAUGGUCGAUGGAUCUUAUGCUGAACUCUGGCAAGACGAAUAGAGGACGAGGCAGGAGAAUUCGACAUCUACUUUUCGAGAGACACGACCCGUUGUUGGUGGAAGCAGCUCUGGUGUUGGCACAACUUUCUCAGUUCCAGGAGUGUCAGCAGCGCUUGAUCACAAUGCCCGGGGCGAUCUGGAUGCUGACCCGGAUGAUGGUCGAGCGGUCGCUAGUCGGCAACGUGGGUGGUGGCGCCAGUAAUGGCGAUAUAUCCAGCUUUGUGGACGGCGAACGCGAGGUGUUAGAGAAGACGUUGUUUGAAGGUCUGAUGAGGGUGAUGUCGGCGGUAGAUCUGGCCAAGUCGCUGGUUUCGAACAACACCUUUACAGAGUUCUUUGCGGCCGUCCUGGAGGCUGAUCUGCCUCUGCACUUUUACAACGCGAAGAUGAGCUUUGAAGCCUCAGCAUCCAAUGGGACGUCUCUAACAGCGGAGGGCCCGGCUAUCGGCGAGCUUAAGAUCGCAGUGGACUCAGAUCGAGUAAAUAAACCUGCGGACCGAAUUUUACCAACGCCCCGUCAACACAAUUUCCAUCAGCAGCUCAUACAACACUUCCGGACAGUCAUGACGCCUCUACGGGAUCAAUUCGAGCGCAUCUAUCAAUAUGUCGGAGGACACCGUUCCCUUCAGGAUGCGAACGACACGGCGGAUACAGUAUUCUGGAUGCGGGAGUACUGUGCACUUGUGUUUCUCUACACACUUGAACCGCCGGGUCCGAAUUCUUCGAUGGCGUGGGGUUCGAGGAUCGAUAAGACAGCGUUAUUGAACUCGGAGUCUGUUUUCGGAGUUGUCUGCAGGAUGCUGACACUUGAGAUGGAAUACGAUCUUGUUGAUGCCGAUCAACAAGCCGCGGGGAUGGAGGGUUCAGAACAGAACGAGGCGAACAUGAGCGCACAAAAGGAAGAAGCGAUGCUACGACGGUUUAGUGCCGGAUUGGCGAUCCAGUCCCUGAGUUGGAAGCAUGUCGAUCAUUGGCGUCAGCAGCACCAGGAGCUGUUACGAACGUAUGACAGUAUCACAACCACGGAAUGGGGGAGACACACUGUAACUCUGCGCGGUAAUGACGGGCCUGAGCUUGGGUCCUCUACAGGACCCAUCCCGGUCAGCUUCAUGGUCGAGGAGCGUGUGCUGAUCUUCCCUGAUCGAUUGGCCUUAUCCCGUGCGUCUUCAUUCUUUCACACGCUGCUCGUUGGAGAUUUCAAAGAAGCCUCGGAGCAGCAUAUCCGGAUUCAGGAUGUGGACCCGGACGAUUUCGAGAUGCUAUUGGAGGUCUUGAGAGAAUCGCGGAUGACGGUGCGACUACUCCUACCAGAGGAUCUGCCGUUUGAUUUGGUGUUACGGUUGAUGGUUUGUGCGGAACGGUUCAUGGUGACGUUCGUGAAGCGCCUGUCAGAGCACUGGAUCCUGCAAGCACUUGGGACAAGAGAGCUAAAGUGGUAUAACCUGAUGAGAUCGACGAGCCCCCGAAGCGAGAGUAGAGGACUUCCGGAGGAUGCAGGGCAGAAAGCUAAGCAUGAUCGAGACGAAACUCUUGAAGAAUCUCAGGAGAAAAGGCAACGGCUGGACACAAAAGCUGAGGAACAAAAGGUGGACAUACGCUCUGAAGAACCUCAUGAGACGCAGAAGCAAGGUGUGGAUCGUGGACCCAAGACUGAUAUUGGCAACGAGUUGGCAGUGCCUAAUCUUCAGCAGCAGCAGCAGCAGCAGCAGGAACAGUCAGACAUGGACCCCGUACAGGACGACAGCAACGAUGACGAAGAAUCGAUCCAGGAGUGUCUGUUGAUGGUCUACGAGACUUGCUCGAGCCCUCACUACGGCAGCAUCUACUUCUCAGAACACCCAUUCCAUGGCCUCGUGUGGGACGCCCUCAAGAGGACGGUGCUUCGACUCGGAUCUGUGGCCAUCACACCACGGUUCGCAACCAUGCUCGACAAGGGAGGCGAGGAACGUAUUGAAGAUCUUCUACAGAUCCUGUACGAGCUUGUUGUGGACAGUGUACCGUAG